Molecule: messenger RNA, 491 nt
Organism: Cyprinus carpio (common carp)
Lineage: Eukaryota; Metazoa; Chordata; Actinopteri; Cypriniformes; Cyprinidae
Product: RNA polymerase II, I and III subunit L
Biological process (GO): transcription by RNA polymerase I; tRNA transcription by RNA polymerase III; transcription by RNA polymerase II
Cellular component (GO): RNA polymerase I complex; RNA polymerase II, core complex; RNA polymerase III complex
Molecular function (GO): DNA binding; DNA-directed RNA polymerase activity; zinc ion binding
Source: RefSeq, a predicted model, not a curated record
GCGCGGAUCUCUUCUCAUGACGUUAUUUCCGCCCGUGCGUUCGUGAUAAACGCAAAGCGGAAAUUACGCAGAAAUAACGCGUCUGUUGUAAGCGGCGCGAGAGGAACGUCUGUAGCGUGCGAGAUUGUUUUGGUCCUUCACCAUGAUCAUCCCCGUUCGCUGCUUCACUUGUGGGAAGAUUGUUGGGAACAAAUGGGAGGCGUAUUUAGGUCUUCUUCAAGCGGAGUAUACAGAAGGCGACGCUCUUGACGCUCUGGGUUUGAAGAGAUACUGCUGUCGCCGGAUGCUUCUGUCUCACGUGGACCUCAUCGAGAAGCUGUUGAAUUACGCGCCGCUGGAGAAGUGAGGAGGUUUCAGUGAAACUGAAUGCUUUAUCCUGAUGGAAGAAGCACGGUCUCGGAAAUGGCUGGUUCAUUAGACUAUAUCUGAUGCGAGCUUAUGAUGUUGCAUUUUUGUUUAUUAGCAUUUUGCAAAAUAAAGAUUGAAAUGUG